Messenger RNA from Medicago truncatula (barrel medic), 1327 nucleotides. RefSeq names its product gibberellin 2-beta-dioxygenase 2. The transcript has 3 exons. Lineage: Eukaryota; Viridiplantae; Streptophyta; Magnoliopsida; Fabales; Fabaceae. Bases 177 to 1145 code for a protein of 322 amino acids. The record is from RefSeq and is a predicted model, not a curated record.
CAUAUUCUCUCUUUUCGUCUCCCUCUUCGUCCCUUCCUCUCUAUUUUUCUUGUUAUAAUAUUAUAUAGCAUAAACUAUAAUUUACCAACACAAUAACCUAUCUCAAACCCAUAUUUUGUCUUCUUUCUAAACGCUUUGUAUACCCUUUCACUUUAUUUUCUUAGAAGAAAAUUAACAUGGUGGUGGCUUCCCCAAAUUCGAUCUUAGGGGAAAGGAUUAUACCUAUUGACCUACCAAUGAUAGACCUAUCAGCUGAAAAAUCAAUGGUAAUAAAACUCAUAGUAAAAGCUUGUGAAGAAUAUGGUUUCUUCAAUGUGAUUAACCAUGGUGUCCCUCAUGACAUCAUAUCCAAAAUGGAAGAAGUAGGUUUUGAUUUCUUUGCAAAACCAAUGGAACAAAAGAAACUAGUUGCACUUGGUAAUCCCUUUGGUUAUGGAUGCAAGAAUAUUGGGUUCAAUGGAGACAUGGGUGAGGUGGAAUAUCUUCUUCUCAAUGCCAAUGCUCCUUCUAUUCCUAAUGAUUCAUCAAACUUCAGCUCUAGUGUAAGUGCAUAUACAGAAGCUGUGAAGGAGCUGGCAUGUGAGAUAUUGGAGCUAAUGGCAGAAGGUUUGGGGGUCCCUGAUACAUCCAUUUUCAGCACAUUCAUCACUCAACUUGAUAAUGACUCACUCCUUAGGUUCAAUCACUACCCUCCUAAAGACUGCAAAGAUAGAGACAACUCUAAUUCCUACAACGUUGGCUUUGGAGAACAUUCUGACCCUCAGAUUCUUACUAUCCUUAGAUCCAACGAUGUUGCUGGUCUCCAAAUUUCACUUCAACAUGGUGUGUGGAACCCAGUUACUCCUGACCCAGCUGCUUUCUGUGUUAACGUUGGUGAUCUUCUUGAGGUUAUGACAAAUGGAAGAUUUGUAAGCGUGAGACAUAGGGCUGUGACCAACUCAUACAAGUCUAGAAUGUCGGUGGCAUAUUUUGGGGCUCCACCACUUGAUGCAUGCAUUGUUGCUCCCUCAGUUAUGGUUACACCAAACAGGCCCUCUCUUCUCUUCAAACCAUUCACUUGGGCAGAAUACAAGAAAGUCACUUACUCUCUAAGGCUUGGAGACAGCCGCAUUGACCUUUUCAAGAAUUGCACACAAAUAGAGUAAUAGGGCAUGAGGAGGUUAAAGUUUGUUUGGUAUCAAUACAAGAGUGUAAAGCUUUUUUAUGUUAUUUUGAUGGUGUCCUUCCUAGGUGGUAUAAACUUUGCCAAAAUGUGCCAACAAAUUUUGUAUUGUGUUGAAUGGAACUGUGAAAGUUUAUGACUUUGCAUGGAGAGGGAAAAGUUAUG